CCGGCAAGAUGCGCUUCUUCCUGCUGUUCGCUGUUGUCAUUGGCUUCGCCUGCGGCGCAGCGGUGCCCAAGGCGCCCAAGCAUGAGACAGUCCAGCGAUUUCCGGCCCAACGAUCCAGCCGCAACCUCCAAGAUGACCUGAACGACUUCCUGGCCCUCAUCCCCGUCGACGAAAUCGUCAACAUCGUCCUCAACUACGUCGCCAACGAUGCUGAGGUGCAGGCCGCCCUCCAGUACCUCAUGUCUGACGAGUUCGAGAGCAUCGUCGUCUACGUCGACCAGCAGCCCGAGCUGUACGAUCUGCUCAACUUCCUCGAGUCCUCAGGCCUUGACCCCUACGGCUUCCUCAACACGAUCCACGACUUCCUGGGCAUUCCUCAGAUUACGAAACCCGCCAGCCGAAUGAGGAGGAGCAGCAGGAGCCUCAAGUCCAUGCUUGAUGAGAUCCUCGCCAUCCUCCCAGUCGACGAGCUGAAGGCUCUCUACAACGAUAAGCUGGAGACCAGCGCCGACUUUGCUGAACUCAUCAACAGGCUCAGCUCGGACGAGUUCCACCAACUGGUGUUGCGCGUUUUGGAGCUGGACGCUGUGCAGGAGUUGAUCCAGAUGCUGAGGGACGCCGGUAUCGAUGUGGACGCCAUCAUGGAUUUCAUCCGCAAUCUCUUCGGCUGGUCUGACUCCGGCUCCUUGAAACUGAAGCCAUUCCAUGGUGCAAGGAUGAUCCAGCGUUUCCCAGCAAAAAAAUCCAGCCGCAACCUCCAAGAUGACCUGAACGACUUCCUGGCCCUCAUCCCCGUCGACGAAAUCGUCAACAUCGUCCUCAACUACGUCGCAAACGAUGCUGAGGUGCAGGCCGCCCUCCAGUACCUCAUGUCUGACGAGUUCGAGAGCAUCGUCGUCUACGUCGACCAGCAGCCCGAGCUGUACGAUCUGCUCAACUUCCUCGAGUCCUCAGGCCUUGACCCCUACGGCUUCCUCAACACCAUCCACGACUUCCUGGGCAUUCCUCAGAUUACGAAACCCGCCAGCCGAAUGAGGAGGAGCAGCAGGAGCCUCAAGUCCAUGCUUGAUGAGAUCCUCGCCAUCCUCCCAGUCGACGAGCUGAAGGCUCUCUACAACGAUAAGCUGGAGACCAGCGCCGACUUUGCUGAACUCAUCAACAGGCUCAGCUCGGACGAGUUCCACCAACUGGUGUUGCGCGUUUUGGAGCUGGACGCUGUGCAGGAGUUGAUCCAGAUGCUGAGGGACGCCGGUAUCGAUGUCGACGCCAUCAUGGACUUCAUCCGCAAUCUCUUCGGCUGGUCUGAUUCCGGCUCCUUGAAACUGAAGCCUAUCCGAGGUGCAAAGAUGAUCCAACGUUUCCCAGCAAAAAAAUCCAGCCGCAACCUGCAAGAUGACCUGAACGACUUCCUGGCCCUCAUCCCUGUCGACGAAAUCGUCAACAUCGUCCUCAACUAUGUCGCCAACGAUGCUGAGGUGCAGGCCGCCCUCCAGUACCUCAUGUCUGACGAGUUCGAGAGCAUCGUCGUCUACGUCGACCAGCAGCCCGAGCUGUACGAUCUGCUCAACUUCCUCGAGUCCUCAGGCCUUGACCCCUACGGCUUCCUCAACACGAUCCACGACUUCCUGGGCAUUCCUCAGAUUACGAAACCCGCCAGCAGAAUGAGGAGGAGCAGCAGGAGCCUCAAGUCCAUGCUCGAUGAGAUCCUCGCCAUCCUCCCAGUCGACGAGCUGAAGGCUCUCUACAACGAUAAGCUGGAGACCAGUGCCGACUUUGCUGAACUCAUCAACAGGCUCAGUUCCGACGAAUUCCACCAACUGGUGUUGCGCGUUCUGGAGCUGGACGCUGUGCAGGAGUUGAUCCAGAUGCUGAGGGACGCCGGUAUCGAUGUCGACGCCAUCAUGGACUUCAUCCGCAAUCUCUUCGGCUGGUCUCAGUGA
Molecule: messenger RNA, 1940 nt
Organism: Schistocerca serialis cubense
Lineage: Eukaryota; Metazoa; Arthropoda; Insecta; Orthoptera; Acrididae
Exons: 11
Coding region: 9-1940 (643 amino acids)
Source: RefSeq, a predicted model, not a curated record